Molecule: messenger RNA, 2199 nt
Organism: Paramecium primaurelia
Lineage: Eukaryota; Ciliophora; Oligohymenophorea; Peniculida; Parameciidae
Source: the annotation of a GenBank genome assembly
AUGUUAGAGUGUAAAGAAUCAGAUCAUAAUUAAUAGGAGAUAAUAUUAAUUUGUAUUAAUAUGAAUUGUUAGUUAAAAAGAGGCUGUUGUAUAGAUUGUAUUCAAAUGCACAAAGCACAUAAAUCAGAUUUGAAAACAAUGAAAUAAAUUAAAGAAUGGAAGAAAACUACAAUUUAGAACUAUGAAAUAUAUUAAAAAAAGAUAAGUUAGAUUGUUGAAAUAAUGGGUUAAGCUGAAAAAUACUUAUCUUGUAUGGGUGAAGAUUUAGAAAAAUAAUUUGAAGUAAUAAUGGAAAAUGAGUAUGAAAAAUAAGUUUAUAAUUUGUUAAGAAUUCAACAAUUAUAAUCAUCUUUCAAUUAAUUAAUACUUAAUUUAGAAACAUUAAUGGAACCUAUUUCUUAAAUAUUUUCAAUUAUUGAAUCAUCUUCAAAAGACAUAUGGGUUAAGGCAUAAAAAACUCUUAAUAUAUCUAAUAAUAAAUAACAAAUUAUUGGCUAAGAAUCAUAAAUAAUAUAAGAAAUAAAAAUAGAUUUAGGAAAUUAAGAGAUUAAUCAAAAAUAAAAUAGAAUGAAAAUAUUCAUAAAUUUAGAUUUAAUAAGGAAAGAGAAUAAUUAUAAUAUUUAUCAAUACCCAAGAUAUUAUAAAUCAUCUAUUGAUAAACUGGAAGACUAUAAAACCAUUAUUCUAAUUGGAACUUAAAGUUCAGAAAAAUAGAAAUUAAUAAACUUAUUUUUAAAUUACUAUCAUGAUAUAAAAUUAUCAGAUUCUAAUAUAUUUGAAAUAGCUGAUGAUAUUGAUAUUACUAAAGAGAGAUAAAAUGAUGAAUAUGAAUAAAUGAAAGUAUAUUAUAUUACUCCUUAAAAUGGAAAACCAGGACUUAGAAUUAUAUAUACACCUAAUUAUAGUGAUGAUUUAAAUUAUGAUGAUUAAAAUAUCUCUAAUAGAAUAUUUGAUGUUAUCUAUAAUUCAGCUUUGCUUGAUCAAAAUAUAUUAAUUGGUUUUGUAAUUCCAUAAUAAGUAUAAAUAGGUACAUUUUAUAUGUUAGAAUCUGUUUUAUGUAAAUUAUCUAAUGUUUUAAUCAAAAAUAUAGUGUUUUUAUUUCCAGAUUGUAUAGAUGAUUAUCCUAAAUAGAAAAAUAUAUUAUAAUCUAAAACUGAUAAAAUUAAUGGUAUACUAUCUCCUGUUUUAAAAAUGAUACCAACUAUGAAUAAUAUUUGGUAUCUCAAAUUUAAUACUAAUACUUUAUUUGUAGAAAAUAAAACAUAAGAGAAUUAACUACUUUGGGAGAUGGGAAAUGAUAGUUUCAAAUUGAUUCUCCAGGAUUAUUUAUAAAAUAAAAUUAAUAGUAAUAAACUUUUAGAUAUGAAGUCUAAAUAUGAUCAAUUUUUCGAUUAUAUAAGUUUUUCAUUGUUUACAUAAAAACUAGAAAAAAAGUUUUUGGAAUUGUAUAAGAGAGAUAAUUUUCAUGUAGAACUAUCAUAGAAAUACGAGAAUUUAUUAAAAAAAAUGAAAGACUAGAUAAAUUUAUAAAGUGAAAAACAAAUUUAUCUCAAUAAUAAUGGUGAAAUAGGUUAUACUUAUUAAUUAUUAAAUGGAGAGAAGUCUGCUUAAAUUAUUUACUAAACCAUGGAGAAGUUUAAUGAGUGCAUAAAUGAAUAACAUGAAAUGUUAUAUUCUUUUUAAAAUAAAAAUGGAGAUAUAUAUGAUAAAAAUUUUGAAGAAUUUUAUGAUCUGUUUAGAAAUUUUGGUAAUUUUAUGAUAUAAGAAUAUAAUUCAUGGAAAUUAUUUUUCAAAUUUAAUUCCAUAUUAACUUCUAUAAAUCACACUUAAUGGAGAUAUUAUGAACAUUUAAAUUACAAAGAAUAAAGUUCAAAGCAAGAAGGAUGGCAAACAAGAAUGAAACUCUUAAGUAAAAUAAUUAAAUUAUAUAAUUAUUUUGAUGAUUGCUAUUCUAAACUACCUAAUUUAGAUCAACUAAUUAAAUAAUGGUCUGACUAAAAUUUUACGAAUAAAAAUUGUUCUUAUGUUUAAUAUCAUAAGUAAUCAGUGUCUUCUUUCCGUGAUAAUAUCCUUCAAGUGAGCCAUAUCAAAUUAUUUUAAAGACAUCAAUAAGUUUAAAUUUAACAAAGAAUAUCUUAAAAUUGUGAUCAGGAUUUUAAAAAUUUCAUUCAGGAAAUUUUGCAAUUUCUAUUAAAUUGA